Messenger RNA from Cyprinus carpio (common carp), 1464 nucleotides. RefSeq names its product 3'-5' exoribonuclease 1-like. Gene Ontology annotation, cellular component: cytoplasm; nucleolus. The record is from RefSeq and is a predicted model, not a curated record. Gene Ontology annotation, molecular function: nucleic acid binding; 3'-5'-RNA exonuclease activity. NCBI's taxonomy places the organism in Eukaryota, Metazoa, Chordata, Actinopteri, Cypriniformes, Cyprinidae. Gene Ontology annotation, biological process: exonucleolytic trimming to generate mature 3'-end of 5.8S rRNA from tricistronic rRNA transcript (SSU-rRNA, 5.8S rRNA, LSU-rRNA).
GGACGUUGAAACGUCAGAAGGUGGCGGUAAUGUGAACGGCUGUUGACCAAAAAAAAGAAGAAACGUUAGGGACAGGGUUGGCUCGCGUUAAAGAAGCUGUAGCUAAUCAGGAGUUUAAUUCUUUGCACACAGGGGCUAAUUUUAAGUACAUUGUUUAAAAAAAGAAACUUGAGAUAUAUAGACAAUCAUUCAAGGUUGUAAUAAUUCGCCAGGAGCGGGUUACGUAAGAGACACUUAGCGUGAACGCGCGAAACCAGAUGUGAGUCAAAACUGAUGGAGUCACAGAAGAAGAGCAGUCAACCUGCAAAUAAGACUUCAGCGUCUGAGGAGCACGAAGAGGAGCAGUGCUGCGCUGAUACUUCCUGUGAAAACAAUGAGAAGCAGGGGCCUUCAUCACCAAAACAGGGAGAUUUCAGUGAUCCGGUAUAUAAAGAGAUCGCGAUGGAAAACGGCGCCAUCAACCGAAUGAACAGAGAUGAGCUGUGUGCAAAAUGUGCUGAGCUGAAGCUUGACACGCGGGGAGUUAAGGAUGUCCUGAAGAAGCGCCUAAAAAGUUACUACAAAAGGCAAAAACUGAUGCAUUCAGCUGCUGCAAAUGGGAACAGUGCUGUAUAUUUUGACUACAUCUGUGUUGUGGAUUAUGAAGCAACAUGUGAAGAGAAUAACCCACCUGACUACCUGCAUGAAAUCAUUGAGUUUCCCAUGGUGUUGAUCGACACACACACCUUGGAGAUUGUAGACUCAUUUCAGGAGUAUGUGAAGCCAGUACUGAACCCGCAGCUUUCUGAGUUUUGUGUAAAACUUACCGGAAUCACACAGAAAGUGGUGGAUGAGGCGGAAACAUUCCAUCAGGUUCUAAAGCGAGCAGUUUCCUGGCUACAGGAAAAAGAACUUGGUACAAAAUACACGUAUACAUUUUUAACAGAUGGGUCAUGGGACAUGGGAAAAUUUCUUCAUACCCAGUGCAAACUGAGUUGCAUCAGAUUCCCACCGUUUGCCAGAAAAUGGAUCAAUAUCAGAAAGUCUUAUGGAAACUUUUAUAAAGUUCCUCGUACUCAGACAAAACUAAUCUGCAUGCUGGAGAAUCUUGGUAUGCAGUAUGAUGGACGUCCACACUGUGGUCUAGAUGACUCCCACAACAUUGCCAGAAUUGCCAUUCACAUGCUGAAGGACGGCUGUCAGCUGCGGGUGAAUGAGUGCUUGCAUUCAGGAGAACCACGGAGCGUGCCUAUCUCUGCCCCUAUAGAAGGAGCCCCAGCACCUCAAAACCCCAAGAAAAGAAACUAAAAUGAACAGUUGAAAGACUCUUUCCCAAAAAUAACAUUGCUUAAUGUGGACAAAUGUGAAAACCUGUCUCAUUGUGAAUGAGAUUGUGUAAUUCAUGUGUCUCAUUGUGUAAUGCAUGUUGCACAUCCAAUUAAAAACUCAAUUUUGUUUUCAGUGGUCAAUAAACAUUUUUUAUGA